AUGGCUCCCAAAAAGGGUGACUCAAAAUCUACUCCCAAGAAAAGCAAAUCAGAGGAGCCAAAGAAGGCGGCGAAGGAUGAGAAAAAGGGAGGAAAAGAAGACAAAAAGGGGGGGAAGAAGGCAGAAGACCCCAAAAGUAAAGGAAAGAGUAAAAAACCUGCCAGUGAGUCGGACGCAUCUGAGGACGAUGUCAAAAGUGAAGAUGAGAGCGAAGAAGAGGUGGCACCCAAGAAGGUUGAUAAAGGCAAAGCAAAAGCUGCGCUGAAAGGGGCAUCUAAGGCCAUGGCUGUAAAGAAUCUUAAACCUUCAUCCAAAGCAGCUGCGUCUGACGAUGAUGAGGAAGAAGAAGAUCCGAGGAGGGCACAGAUGAAGAAAGGGAUGGGUGCAGUUAACUUGAAAAAGAUGACUGAUAUAAAUGUUAAAGGGGCUUCAAAGGCAAUGAUGGGGUUUGCCGUUCAAGCACCAAAAAAGCCCAUUACGCCGGCAAAACCUCAGCCAUCAGCAGCUCAACUUAAAGGGGCGUCCAAAGCUCUCACCAGCAUCGCAGGAAAGACAUCCCCCUUUGCCAUGGCGAAACCUGCUAAACCACCAGAAAAAGCAAAGCCUAAAAGAAACCUUAAAAGCACCUCCCGCCUAUUCCUGCGACUCUCCAAGAAGAAAAAGCCGGCUGCAGGGAACAAACCAAACCUUGGUGCUAGCAAACUUCUCGCUGGGCUCGGGGGUAAAUCUGGGGACAAAAAACCUGGCCUUUCUGGAUUUAGUUUGUUUGGUAAAAAAGAUGCAGCUAAAGACACAGAGAAAAAGACACUCAAUCUUUCGGGUUUAGGCGGGAAAAGUGGGAAAAUGGCAGCUGAAGCCAAGGGAAUGGGAGGAAAAUUCAAGGGGUUGUUUGGAAAGGAGAGGCAAGAAGAAGAGUUUAAGACUAAAAGCAAACUACUGGGAAAGAUAGCUGCAGCCACUAACUGGUUGACAGGGAGAUUCUUGACGGUGAAAGGGCACGGCAGACUAGCGGGAGUAAAACGGGGCCAAAAGCGCUUGUCAUAUAUCCGCAGGGACGAUAAGGGAAGGCCGUCGUACUAUCACAAUCAAAGUUAUGACCUCGAUGCGGAUGAAUAUGAGUAUGAGGAAGAUUACCAUGAUGGUUGGAGACCUAGAGGCUUACACAGACGCGCUAUGACCCAUGACCCCUAUGCCCCUUACGACCCUUAUGACCCUUAUGACCCUUAUGGAGAAGACAUGGAUUAUUAUUAUGAUGAUGAGGAGUGGGAGGAUGAGUAUGGGUACUAUGACGAUGAGGGAAACUUUUAUUACGAGGAUGAGUACUACGACGAUUACUUCAACGAAUUUGAUGGAUAUUAUGAUGACGAAUAUGAAGACUAUUAUGAAGAUGAAAUGGAUUAUUACUAUGGUGAUAAUGAAAUGCUCUAUCCAAUGGAGCCAGAUCCAUAUAGUUAUAAUUAUGCCAACGGUCAUAAUCCUUAUGAGCAAUAUGAUCAAUACGAGGAUUAUUUUGAUCCAAAUAUGGGUUAUACCUAUGCAGACACUUAUGACAUGAUGAAUGGAGGUUAUGGUGAAUUUAUGGGCCAAUAUGCUGAUCCAGUGAUGGGAUACGUCGACCAAUCUGCUAUGUACAAUUCAUACCAGCCAUCUUUGUAUGUUGAUCACGCUGAAAUGGAACCGUUUUAUGGACAGGAACAGUUGUCAUAUGCUGUGCCCCAGCCCUUUACAACAGAACAAUUUAAAGUCCCCAGACCCCAGGUGAGAAUGUUUGGACAAGAGAGACUUGAUGUGCAAACUUUACCUCCUCCUCCUCACAUGUCACCCUCAAUUGCACUGAACAACCAAGAUAUGAUGCUAGAUAUGCAGUAUGAGCAGCCACUUCUCCCGCCCUCUCCUAUGUUUCAGCAAAAUCAGUUUCUUCCUCCUCAGACUGCUCACCUUCCACUGGCUGCUUCCCCAAAAGAGACCCUGCAAACCGUGCCUCAGUUGUUGGGGGUCCACCGAUGUCCCCAAGAGAGCAGCGAAGGUCCCCGAGUCCGCCACCUUCUCCCCCUCAACAACGAAGAGGAAUAUCAGGAAGGACACAGCCGUCUUUGGCACGAGGAAGAAGAGGCAACGGUCUGCAAAGAGCUCCAACACAGAGGGCUCAAUCACCACUUGCAAGCCCCCUAUCCUCUCCCCGAGCAUCAAUCAGGAAAAGAGCAGGCCGGCCUCCUUCUCCAAGACUUUCUUUUAGACAGCAGCCCCCUCCGGAUGCGGUGCCCCUUCCAUCUACACGACCUAAAGGAAGAAAUCAAACAACCAGACAGAAGCGUUCCUCUUCUCCCUCACUCCCAAGGCGAAGCCCCCCUUUAUCUGACAGACCUCAAUCCCCACCCCGUGCUUUCCGACCAGCCUCACCUCAUCGCCCACCCUCCAGUUCCCCCUCACAGAUUACCAGACGUCCACUCCCCACCAGGGCUUCCACUCGCAGGCUCCGAGGUGGACCAAAUCGAACACAGAGCUUCCUCACCCCUUGCAUCUGCAUCAUCUCUUCUGGGAGGUGCUCUUCAGAAUCCUUACUUGCAGAACAACAAUACAUCCUCUACUCUACAACAAAGCACCUCACCACUGCCUGAUGGGCAGCAAAUUAUAUCCAACGAACAGGUAGCGACGGUCCCUGCCUCCCUUCUUCAAUCCUCACCACAACUGUCUUCAACUAUGCUUACAUCCCAGCUGCGUAAUGCUUCCUUUGUUUCACCUCUUCAGCGUCAUCUUUCCCCAAUGUCUGUUGCCUCUUCUGCUCCUCCUUCAACUCAUCAGCCAGACGCCAGUGUUAGCACUACUCCUAUUUUCUCUGGUGGAUUACGAACUUCCCAGAUCCAGGGAUCAAUGUUCCGGUUUCCAAGUGGCACUUUGAGGAUGCCCCAGAGCACUGUUGCAGCUGCUGUUGCACCUACUUCAGCUCCUUCCCCUCUGUCCUCUUCUAUGCUCUCAUCUGCCUUGCUUAACCCCAGUUUGCGUCAGGCUACAUAUCGUUUGCCAGAUGGAUCACUGGUUACGAGAACAGAGCCUGCACCAACUCCUUCCCCUAUGUCAUCAAUGCUUUCCUCAGCACUGCUAAACCCCAAUGUUCGCAAAGCCACCUAUCGUCUACCAGACGGAACUUUAGUCUCAAGAGAGGAGCCUGUGUCCGAGCCUGUCACUCCCUCUUCUCCCAUGCUCUCCUCUUCUAUCCUCAGUUCUAAUUUACGAAUGGCCUCUUACCGAUUACCCGAUGGUUCCAUUCUAUCUCGUCCAGGGAGGGAGGAACCAACUCCCCAAAGUCCCGUGUCCUCCCCUGGGUUAUCUGGUGCCUUAAUAAAUGCUAAUAUGCGGAUGGCAAAGUUUCAGCUUCCUGGUGCAUCGUCAUUGUUUUCACGAAACCAACCUUCUCCCCCUGCUCCCUCAGGGCCAAUGCUCUCUGGUGCCUUACUAAACACAGGCCUCCGUGGCGCAUCCUACAAACUUCCAGACACCUCUUUCCUAAGGCAGCCUGGUUCUGGUGAAACAUCUGGGUCACGUUCCCUUGAUCUUUCCAAUGCCCUACGCAAUCAGAACCUUCGGUCGGCCUCGUAUCGCCUGCCUGAUGGAUCCCUAAUGAAUCCAAAUCAGCAAGCUUCAGACUCCCGUUCCUUUGACCUGUCAAAUGCGUUGUCUAAAAACCCAAACCUUCGCCAAGCUAAAUAUCGUCUUCCUGAUGGCAACAUAAUGAACAGGCUUGGUGCUCCAAGAACCCCAGAACCCCGCAGCCUUAACCUCUCUGGUGCCUUACUAAACACUAAUCUGCGGGGGGCCUCAUACCGCCUGCCUUCAUAUGCCAUAGUGUCCCCACAAGUCCAAGGAGCAGGGUCUGGACAGCACUGGGCUUAUGGUCCAGGAAUGGAGGGGAUGGAAAUGCAAGACGAAUGGGCAAUGUAUGGAGACGGAGAGCUCAUGAUCCCACACGACCUCCGAGAACAAAGACAAAUGGGGCAGGAUCAAGGACAGUGGAAUCUGAGCAGGGAGGGAGAACCGGAGGGGAACUGGUAUGAUAAGAUGUACUCUAUCCGAAGCUUGUCAUCUGUGACUCAGCGGCAAAAAAGAGAAGAAGAUGGUGUGGAGGAUAUGACACAACUGGAGGAGAUGCACGAAGGCGCUGUUCUGCUGAAUAUAAAGACAAGAUUUCAGAGGGAGCUCAUUUAUACAUAUAUUGGGAGUAUAUUGGUGUCCGUGAACCCCUACAGGAUGUACAACAUCUAUGGGACCGACAUGGUGCUACUUUACAAGGGCCAUGCUCUUGGGGAGAACCCUCCGCAUUUGUUUGCCAUAGCAAAUGCUGCUUAUUCCAAACUGAUGGAUGCCAAUCACAACCAGGUCAUAAUAAUCAGUGGAGAGAGUGGCUCUGGUAAAACUGAGGCGACAAAACUAGUCCUUCGUUACCUCGCAGCAAUUCAGCACACGAGUAACAUUGCACAACAGGUAUUUUUUUUUCCCUUCUUAAAGAUACUUGAGGCAGCUCCUCUGAUGGAAUCUUUUGGAAAUGCCAAAACUGUGCGAAAUGAUAAUUCAAGUCGUUUUGGAAAAUACAUUGAAGUAUUUUUAGAAAACGGAGUGAUCAGUGGUGCCAUAACCUCUCAGUAUCUGCUGGAGAAGUCUCGUAUUGUCUUUCAGGCCAAAGAUGAGAGGAACUAUCAUAUCUUUUACGAGAUGUUGGCAGGUCUUCCGUCACAGCAAAAGCGAGCCUUUUACCUGCAGGAUGCCGAGACGUACUAUUACCUCAAUCAGGGAGGGGAUUGUGGGAUUACAGGAAAAAAUGAUGCAGAGGAUUACCGCCGACUUGUUGCUGCCAUGGAAAUCCUUCACUUUGCUGCUGAGGACCAGGCUUCCAUCUUCAGAGUUCUUGCCUCUAUUCUGCAUCUGGGAAAUAUCUUCUUUCAAAGACAUGAGGCUGAUGGCCAGGAGGUGGCGACAGUGAUCAGUGCCCAAGAGAUCAGAGUGGUGUCGGAGCUUCUGCAGAUCUCUCCUGAAGGGCUGCAGAAAGCCAUCACAUACAAAGUAACGGAUACAAUGAGGGAUAGGAUUUUCACACCACUUACUGUAGAAAGUGCUAUUGAUGCCAGAGAUGCAGUUGCCAAGAUCCUGUACUCACUGCUCUUCCACUGGUUAACGGAGAAGAUCAACUCUCAGGUUUAUCCGCAUCAACACACACUGUCCAUCUCUAUCCUGGACAUUUAUGGCUUUGAGGACUUGACCUUCAACAGCUUUGAGCAACUCUGUAUCAAUUAUGCAAAUGAAUACCUGCAGUUUUUCUUUAAUCGGAUCAUUUUCAGAGAAGAACAGGAAGAAUACAGCAGGGAACAGGUCCUUUGGCAAGACAUCCCGUUUAGUGACAACCAGCCCUGCAUUGAUCUUGUUGCUGCAAAGCCUCAUGGGAUAUUGAGAAUUUUAGAUGAUCAAAGCUGUUUUCCUCAGGCAACAGACCACACCUUUCUACAAAAAUGUCAUUAUCACCACGUCCACAACCCUCUGUACAUUAAGCCAAAGAUGCCGACUCCUGAGUUUGGUAUCAAGCAUUACGCAGGACGGGUCACUUAUCAGGUUCAUAAGUUUCUUGAUAAAAACUAUGACCAGGUCCGGCAAGAUGUUCUCGAUCUGUUUAUUCAAAGCAAGAAUAAGAUGGUGUCCAACAUCUUUGUGGCGCACCUGGAGCUCAUAGGUCAGCAAAAAGGUCACAAGAGGAAGAGCAGCACAGUCACACGGAAAUACCAAGCGUCUACUGUCAGCAGCAAGUUUCAGCAGUCCCUCCUGGAGCUGGUGGAGAAGAUGGAGAGGUGCAAUCCGUUUUUUGUGCGCUGUAUCAAGCCAAAUAAUCUGAAGGACCCGCGUGUGUUUGAGGAUGAACUGGUCAGUCACCAGCUUCGACAUUCUGGUAUCUUAGAGACAAUUAGGAUCCGGAGAGAGGGAUAUCCUAUCAGAAUGCAAUUUGAUGUCUUUCUCUUUAGAUACAAGUCUCUCGUGGGGGUGCAUCAGAUUCCUGCAGCCAGUGGAGAGAACUGUGUCCUAAUGUUGAGCAAACUGUGUCCACUCCGACCAGGCUUGUACCACGUGGGGGUCACAAAGAUCUUCCUGAAAGAAGACAUUUAUCAGUUGUUGGAGUGUAAACGAGAGCGCUCCCGUCACCUCGCUGCUCUUACUCUGCAGCGAUACACUCGUAUGUUCUUUGUCCGAAAACGCUACAAAGAAUUUCGUAACAAAAUGAUCCGGCUCCAGGCCCGAUGCAGAGGCUAUCUCGCCAGGAAGCGCUAUGUGAAAAUGAGAGAAAGUCUGGUUAGUUUCCGAUCACUAGUCCAUAUGUAUGUGAAUCGCAAACAGUACAUCAAGAGAAAGUUUGCAGCAAAAAGGAGGGCAGAAGAGGAAAGACGGAAAAGAGAAUUGGAGUUGACCAAACGGGAAGUGGUUAACGUCACACACCUGGUGAUCCCUGCAGAGCUGGGCGCAUUACUGCAGACAGCAGGAGCCAGAAGGGAGCUGCACUCGGACUGUCUGGCUCUGCUUCAGGCUCCUCAUAUUCAGGAACAAACUCAACUCACUCUCCCUUUGGACAUCAAUAAUUUCACUUUCUAUCGCUAUGUUCAGAUUCACUUCAAGCAACCAAAGUUUGGUCUGCUGAUGGCCCCAUUAGAGACGCCUUUAACUCGAGUUGAAGAGGAUCUUAAAGAAGAAGCUCUCCAGCUCUUCAUUAUGAUAUUACGGUUCAUGGGGGACCCUCAUCUGAAUGGAGCCCAAGAGAAUAUGUUUGGGAAUUACAUCAUCCAGAGAGGUAUUGUCUCGCCCGGUGUUCGUGAUGAGAUCUUUGCUCAGGUGGUCAAUCAGGUUUGGAGAAACAUCAAUCCUGACAAUGCCGAGAGAGGCUGGCUGCUGCUGCUGGGAUGUGUGUGCGGCUUCACUCCUUCUGCCAAAAUGGACAAAUAUCUGCUCAAGUUUGUGUCUGACCACGCUCCUGCCGGUUACCAGGCCAUGCUGCAACACCGGCUGAUCCAGGGCGGUCAGAAGACUCAGUUCAGCUCUGGAGACGGCACAGAGACCGCUCGCACUUACCCUCUGUCCCUGCUGGAGUGGACGGCCAACAGAAAGAAGGCCAACAUGGCGCUGCAUGUGCACUGCUUUGACGGUGGGUCCUUCUUAUGUCCAGUGCACUCAUGGACCAGUGGGGAGGACUUAGCGGGAGACAUUUUGAGACACAGGGGUGUGUCCGACUGGUGGAAGGGCAGCUCCGUCUUAAUGAAAGAACACGGCCAGUGGGUGGAGUUGGCGGGGCACGAUUAUGUGAUGGACCUUAUUGCAGACCUGGAACUUCCCUCACAUUUUCCCAAGCAAAAGAGUUACUUCAUAAUCAGCACAGACGACCCAGCGAAAGUCAGAGCUAAUGCUGGCCUUGCUAUGGUCGGCAGCGGCUUUGACUCAGAUGAGGAAAUUUCUCCUUUCUCUGUCCCGGGUGGGAGCAGACCUGCACGUAGUCUCCCUGAAUCUGAUGGUUAUUAUAGUCACGAAUCUGACGGUUUCAGUGAUGGUCAAACUCAAAGAGGCAUGGACCGAUAUUUGGACUCUCUGUUUGACCCUGUUCUGUCUGAUAGUAGCACAGAGAUGGAAAGAUCUUUGUCAGCCAGAAUGAAAGGAGGAGGUGGCAUUGGCAUCACGGAGGAGGACAGAGGAAACAGAGCACCCACUCGGCCGUAUCCACCAGGAAUACACCCUGGAGCUGUGCCAGUGCUCCCAGUAGCAGGAGGAAUGAUGCCACCCAUUCCCACCAUGCCCAUCCCCUCCCACCACCACCACCAUGAACAAUACCACCAACAGCAGCAGCAGCCGCCUCCACCGGAGCCAGAGCCGCCCACGUACCACCAGUACAACCGACCACAGCCCGCCCGCCAGAGGACUCUCACUUCUGACACCCCUCCCUCCCAUGUCUCACCCUCCUCAUCACCCCCACGUGCAGCCCCCUCUGCGGCAGCUCAGGUCCUAGACACUGAUGUGACUAGUGUGUCUGGGCUGUCAGGGAUGGGCACCCUCCCCUCCUCGUCUGUAGUUCCUGGGUUACCUGUGAUGACAGGUGUGCCAGAACAAACGGUGUUGACACAGCAGCAGCAAGCCAUCAUCAACCAGCAAGCCAUUAUACUGGCUCAGCAGAUGACUAUGCAGGCCAUGGCCAUUCAGCAGCAGAUGUUGUCGUCCUUUCCUCCAUCUACACCAGCUCCUCAGUCACCUCCCACUCACCAUCACACGUACUCUGCACAGCUCUCCUACACCGCCAGCCCCACAAAAGACAAUGAAGGGUCACCCACGAGGAGGACGAGUCCAACACGUGGUCCGCCUCCUGAGGAUGUAGUGCGCUCCAGUCCUAAUAACACUGAACGCACAGAGCCCAGUCAUGACAUUAAAGACAUCAUCAAACAGCAUCAACCUGCGGGUUCAACCACGUCCUCUGGGUCUGCAAAACAAAGAAAAGGUGAUGGAAAAGGUUUUGCAAAGAAGCCAGACCCUCACGAUGAAGCAAUGGAGAUCCUCAAAGACCAAAUGGCAAACCCACCACAACCGAGUCCAAGAAAAACAUCACCCACUCAACAAAAAGAAGACGGACCAAAAGCCUCAAAACCAGCCAAAGCGCAAUCUAAUGCCAUCACUACUGUACCUGUAAGCCCCGCCCCUCCUCCAGUCUCUAGAGAGCUGCCGGUUGAAGAAGAGCCCGUUCAGACUCAACUCCACAGUCGGACCAGUGAGGAUUAUUACACGUACACAAAUGUGCCGUGGAAACUCUACAUGAGGAAAGAGGUGUUUUAUCCCAAAGAAACAUUCAACAACCCCCUGAUUUUGGACUUGUUAUUUAGACAGAUUGUGCAUGAUACUCAGUCAGAGGCCUGCAUUCGCAUCACUCAAGAGGAAAGGCAGAAGAUGCGAGCUCUUUUCGCCGAACACAAGAUCGAACAACCAUCGGAAAAGUAUGACGACAACGUGAAGAAGAAGGUGGUCACAAUGGCAAAAGACACUUGGGGGAUCUACUUUUCCCGACUUUUCCCAGCUUCUGGCAGUGUAGGGACAGGCGUACAAGUGCUCUCAGUGUCCCAUAAAGGCAUCAAACUGUUGAAAAUGGUGAGGAGCAGCUCUAACUCCCCAGACUACUUCAGAGUACUGCGACCGUACAGCUACACGGACAUCCUGUUUGUAUCCAUUCCGUCAAAUAACAUGCUGGAGUUCAACUUGACCAACGAGAAGCUGAUCCUGUUCUCUGCCAAAGCCCCACAAGUCAAACAUAUGAUUGACUAUUUCCUCACGGAGCUCAAAAAGGACUCUGAGUAUGUAGUUGCCAUAAGAAACUACAUUACCGAAGACCGAAACCUCCUCAGCUUCCACAAAGGCGACAUCAUCAAACUACAAAACAUGAAUGGCCUCGACUCUGGCAAAUCUUAUGGCUGCAUAGUAAGAAAAAAGGUGAUGCUUCUAGAGGAGUUAAAGCGGGACACUCCGGAGUUUGGCUGGAGAUUUGGAGCUGUCUAUGGGAAGUCAGGCGUGUUCCCGAGUGAAUAUGUGCGUCCUGUGGCUGCCCCAGACUUUCUCGUCCUGCCUCCGGAGAGAGUGGAACCUCGAGACAGACAGGGGCGGGUCGCUGCGUCUGCUACUGUUGCUGUGGCGUUGGGUUCAGCAGUGGCAGCGAACGAGCUUGACAUCUCCACUGAGGCCAAGAUGUUUGUGGAAAGCAGUGACCUGGAUGAUCUGCCUGUGCACAGCAGUCAGUAUAACAUGUCUGAGUUUGCCAGGAAGUACUUCAGAGAGGCGCAGAGGAACAGUGAUCAGAAAGCAAAGAAGGGUAAGGAGGUUAAGGACCCAGCAGAUAUGGUGAAAUUCUCAAAGUCCCCAAUACAUGAAUCCCUGAUUGAUUUCUCAGACAGUGGAAUGAAUCGAGUGGCCACAGAUAUCUUUUUAGCCAUAAUGAAGUUUAUGGGAGAUUAUCCACUAAAAGGUUUAACAGAACAGGAGGUUGUCACCACAAUUCUGAAGCUGAGUGGAGACCAUGGCCUGAUAAAGGAUGAAGCGUAUUGUCAAGUGAUGAAGCAGGUCACGGCCAACACUAGCUCCAAACCGGAGAGUUGUCAGAAAGGAUGGAGGCUGCUGUACAUCCUGACAGCUUUUCAUCGCUGCUCCGAUGUCAUGAAGCCUUUCCUCAUGAAGUUUCUACUCGAUGCAUGUUCUGGUCCUAGUGUUCAAUAUCAAGGUAUCGCGAAGGCCUGCGAGCAGAACCUGCGGAGGACUUUUCAAUAUGGCGGACGUAUCAAAUAUCCAAACAACAUGGAAAUCAAAGCAAUGCUCGCCGGGAGGAGCUCCAAGAGGCAGCUGUUCUUGUUGCCUGGUGGAAUUGAGAGGCACCUAAAAAUCAAGACAUGCUCUGUUGCUUUGGAUGUCAUUGAAGAGCUUUGUUUUGAGAUGGAGCUGCACAGGGAGGAAGCUUUGGAUGAAUACGCUGUGUUUUUAGUCACACACAAAGGUCAGAAUGUGCGGCCUCUAAACAAGCGCGAAUACAUCCUGGACAUUACUACAGAGGCCGAGACAGUGGACGCCAACUACAGUCUGUGGUUCCGAAGAGUCAUAUGGAGUUUACCGCUAAAACUGGACAAUGAACUUUACGUCACCAUGCAUUACAACCAGGUGUUGCCAGACUACUUGAAAGCUUUGUUAAGUGUGGUCCCUCAAGGUAAUGUUAGCGAUCAACAUCUUCAGCAGAUCGCGAGAUUAUCAGCCCUGCAGCAUCGUGCCAAAGAUACCAUCUACCUGCCAACCCUCCGUGAAGUGCAGGAGUCUGUCCCCCCACAGUUUUACUCCAAACAAGGUUCACAGCCUUGGUUGAACAUGGUGACUCAACACAUGCAGCACGUCCAGCCAUUAACCCCACAUCAAGCCAGAGCUCAAUUUUUGGGCCUGGUCAGUGCCUUCCCGAUGUUUGGCUCCUCGUUUUUCUACAUUCAGAGUUCCAGCUCUGCUUCUGUCCAAGCCCCGUGCAUCCUGGCGGUAAAUCUGAACGGACUACACUUCCUCCACAAAGACACUCAUGAGGCUAUGGUGCGUACCCCUCUGAAGGAAGUCCAGUCAACUCGAACCCAGAGACCUACUUCUGGCUCCAGUUAUCCGUAUGUGGAAAUCCUGAUUGGAGACCUGUUAAAUCAGAGGAUCACACAGCUGCAGCUGGAGCAGGGCUUGGAGUUAUGUCGAAUCAUUGCAAUGCACAUGGAAAACCUGCUGUCAGUGAGAGAAAAGAGACUCACCCUGCCCCCAAGUGAGAUCACCCUGCUGUAGCACACUUCUUGCACAUCUACCUCUAAACUAGAAUCAAAUAUUUAGUUA
Molecule: messenger RNA, 11391 nt
Organism: Periophthalmus magnuspinnatus
Lineage: Eukaryota; Metazoa; Chordata; Actinopteri; Gobiiformes; Gobiidae
Gene: myo15aa
Product: myosin XVAa
Exons: 68
Coding region: 1-11343 (3780 amino acids)
Cellular component (GO): cytoskeleton; myosin complex
Molecular function (GO): protein binding; ATP binding; cytoskeletal motor activity
Source: RefSeq, a predicted model, not a curated record